Xiphias gladius (swordfish) is the source of this 6862-nucleotide messenger RNA. RefSeq names its product solute carrier family 39 member 6 (gene slc39a6). Gene Ontology annotation, cellular component: membrane. Bases 2201 to 4588 code for a protein of 795 amino acids. Gene Ontology annotation, molecular function: zinc ion transmembrane transporter activity. Gene Ontology annotation, biological process: zinc ion import across plasma membrane; intracellular zinc ion homeostasis. Lineage: Eukaryota; Metazoa; Chordata; Actinopteri; Istiophoriformes; Xiphiidae. The transcript has 11 exons. The record is from RefSeq and is a predicted model, not a curated record.
CGCGUGGCCGCCCGUUUCCCCGGGGAGCUGGACUGUAGGGUUUUUAUGGCGUGAUAUCGCCGCCAGACUCGGACCGACCCCCGGCGGCAGUGGGAGGCCCGGGACUGGGCCGAGGCCGCCCGGCAGAUGCCAUCUGUCAGCAUCCUCCCGAGAAAUUCAGCCGAACAGCCGCAGCCAGCCGCCAGGCUAACCCAGCUAACCCAGCUAACUCGCUGUUGUAAGCCGAAGGGGCGAGGGAGCUGUGCUAGCGUAAUCAGCGGCUAUUCCUUGAUAUUGAACAUCACAAAUCUACGUUCACCGCAGCUACAAAGGAUGAGCUGUUCGCCGUGAUACGCUAGCUAUCUGACGCUCCCAACAGCCAUCCCCAACCUGGCCUUCACGCCAGACUCCUUUGAGAAAACGUACUAUUUAUGAUCCCGCUUCGUGUCGGAGCACGAAUACCGUCUCCGAUUAACUAAAUUCAUUUUUUUCGAGGCUGCUCUUCCCUUCGGCCUAACAACCGACAGACAAGGUAGCCGUUUCGCAGCCCCCCCCCUCAUCUAUCUACUGUGGAUUUUAACCGUGAACUGUUCAUUGAACGAGUGGCGUUUUAUCGUAAAUCUGUAUCCGGAAUAAACCAUAAUCCGUUGAAACGUCUUCCGUCAUCCGGCCCCCUGACACAUGUUCUGUAAUCCCGUUUUUCUAUUGUGUAAGUGCGGUAAUGAAACAACUGAAAUGAGAGGCCGACGUGCUCAUCCGGAUCAUUUCGGCGGGCAUGACUGUUCGCGUGUUUGAUUCCGACGCUUCCUCGCCACACGAGGGAAAGUUCGUGCUCCCUAAGUCCGCUGCGUGUAACCCGCGGCUACAGUCGGACGCCAGUUUGCGGAGAAAGAUUUCUCAAGAAGCCGUAGUGAGCACACGGAGUAGGCAGCACUGUUAAAGUAAAGUAAAUGGAGCUGGCGGGCAGCGUCUGCAAUAUGCAGAAGUGGCUUCAUCACAUCACGCAGUAUUAAAAUGCUGCUUUCAUCAUUAUUCAUCAGUAUUAAUAUUCCAACCGUGUAAUUGUGUCAUAACAUAUCGGAGGGGCCGUUCUGCCUGUGUAGUGAGUACUAACUUUUAUGCUUUAAAGUACACGUUGCUGAUUAUUUUUUGAAUGCCACACUUUUACUUGUAAUGGGGUAUUUCACAUGGUAGUAAUUUUACUUUUGACUUCAGCGAAGUAUCAGAGUACCACCUAUGCCACGGUCCAACGGGGGGUAAUGUUCCAGUGUGAUACUGUCUUGUGCCUUUGUGUCGUAAAUACAAACUCUAAAUUAAGAACUAUUCCUGAUUCCAUGAUUUAGGAGACGAAAGGGCAGGGUGAAAGCACACUGAAUUCCCUCUGCCCUCAGCCAACUGUCAGUUUCACUUCCCUCCUCUCAAAAAGGUUAAAAAAUUAGAGGCUGAAACGAUGAGUUGUCAAUCGGCUACGCGAUCGGCAAAAAUGGAACCAAUGGUUUUAACAUCGUUUUCAAACUAAAUUGCAAAACAGUACCUAGUUCCAGCCUCUUGAAUUAAAGGGAUUUGUUGCUACCCCCCCCCCCAGUGGCUCGAAGACUGUAAUUGCGACCAAAGGGCUUCUACGAAGCAGAGGUGUCAAAAAUAGAGUAUAGCUGUGACCAAAAAGCUGUAAGCCCAAGCCACAGCGCAAACUUUACCACAUUCGUCUAUAGAGCUGGAAUGCGACUGGAUGAAUUUCUGCUCCACAGGAAGCCGAUACGUAUUCUGGGAAAACUCUAAUAAAAAAUCCGAGAACAUUUAAAAUAAUACCGUGAAAAAAGAGUGGCCAAAAAAACCCCCCCACAACAAUCGACCACAGCAUGGUGAUGAAUCGUGAACCUGUGAGACUAAAAGCUGGGUAAUUCUCAAACGUUUCCUAAAACCCAAGGCCACGUCGUCACGCUGCUUGUUUUGCCGGACGAACAGUCCACAACCCAAAGAUGUUCAGUUUACAGGGAUAUAAAAUGGAGACAAGCAGCGAAUCCUCACAUCAGAGUAACUGGAAGCAGCAACUGUGUGGCAUCUCGAUUAAGCAACUAUCAAAAUAGUUGCCGAUUAAUUGUCAACUACUCAAUUAUUUGACUAGCUGGUUGAUCCCUAAAUAGUUUUACUAAUAUCCUACCUCGGUAGGUGGCAUUAGUACUUGUUGCUGUUUGUCAAAAUCCCUGUUUUCCCGGCAGAGAUGAUGAGUGAGGAGAAGAGUCGAGCCACCCUGGCCGUGAUGUUUCUCCUCGCCGCGAGUUUGUCCGGCGGCGACCUUUCUGCGGGUUCAGACUGCGGCCCGUCCCCCACAGAGGCAAACGGCCCGGCGCGUUUACUGUCGGCCGUGGUCGACACACGGAGGGCGGAGCGGAGCCAGAGACAACACCUGGAGGCUCUGUUCAACAGAUAUGGAGAAAAUGGCACUAUCUCUCUGGCCGGGCUGAAGCGUCUCUUACAGAGUGUGGGCGUGGAUCGCAUCAGGACUGUUGUGGUGCAGCAUCACGAGCAACCAGGCCACCAUGAUCACCACCAUCACCACCACCACGAAGGUCACCACAAUCAUCACCACCAUCUCAGCGACGGCAACAGCAGCAACUCGCAUCAGCAGAAACACAUCUCCGCCGAACCCUCGCAGCCCGGAAAGUUUCCAAAGACUGCCGAAAAUCCAGAUGGCACGCUGGGAAAGAAAACGGAGUACCCAGAGAGCCAUCACAACCUGUACGAUAAGAAGACCGCGGCGGCGGCAGCUCCGGAGGUUAGCACUACGGCAGUGUACAGCGCCCAGCUGGUGGUGAAACCAGACGAAGCUCACAAGAGACGACGCAGCAUCCUCGAACAGCGCAGUCUCGCAGGGGAGGAAACCACCAGUGCGAUGGCUGCCACACCGGUCACUGAAAGCCAGACGCAAGCAGCUGCAAUCAGCCGGGGGGACGACCGCAGCCACGACCAUGACCACGACCACGACCACGAUCACGAUCACGAUCACGAUCACGACCACGAUCACGAUCACGAUCAUAACCAUAUGAACCACAGCCUGGAGAACGUAGAGUGUCUGAACGCCUCCAGCAUCCUCUCCUCACAUGGGAUGUCUCAGGAGGUGGGUGUGACCCUCAGAGACUUCAGCUACCUCUGCCCCGCCCUCCUCAACCAGAUUGUUUUUGGAGCAUGCAUCCUGCACGGAGACGCCUCCGAACACGGGGAGAGAGACCAGAAACACCAUAAACAUGCUCACGGUCACCAUGGUGACCACAACCACUCAGCCCAUGACCACAGCGACCGCACUGGUGGAGAAAUUGGCAAGAACAUUGCAACAGCAUGGAUUGGUGGCUUCGUCUCCAUCACGAUCAUCAGCCUGCUCUCACUCCUCGGCGUCAUCCUCAUCCCGCUCAUGAACAGAGUUUUCUUCAAGUUCCUCCUCAGCUUCCUGGUGGCGCUGGCUGUCGGCACGCUCAGCGGCGACGCCUUCCUUCAUCUCAUCCCCCAUUCUCAAGGAGGCCACCAUCACCACCAUGAGGAUUCUGGGAUGAAUAUGGAGGGACAUCACCUCCACGAUGGGCAAGACGAAAACCUGGACGCUGUGUGGAAGGGCCUGACGGCUCUGGGUGGAGUCUACUUCAUGUUUCUCAUUGAACACUUCCUGACGCUGGGAAAAAUGUACAAGGACAAGAAACAAAAGAUCCAGAAGAAAUGGGAUCAGAAUGACAAAGCAGAUCCAGAGAAGCAGCCUGCUCUGGAAGAGACUGACCUGAAGCCGCCUGAAGACGUGGAGACUAACGGCGCUGGUACGUUCGGAGGCCACUCGAGCAGCCUGCACGACGGCAGCGUGGCAGAGGAGGAGCAGGUCAUGUUGGCGCCACAGGUGUCCAUCGUCUCGACGCAGGGUUACGGACGAGCAUCGGGCGCUGCCGCCUACACCUCCGAGGACUGCGAGAACAAAUGCCACUCCCACUUCCAUGACACAGUGGGCCAGGCCGACAGCAUGCACCACCACCACCAUGACUACCACCACAUCCUGCAUCACCACCACUCCCAGAACCACCACCCGCACAGCCACUCCCACUCCUACUCAGAGCAGCACUUCCAGCAGGCCGGCGUGGCCACACUCGCCUGGAUGGUCAUCAUGGGAGAUGGACUGCACAACUUCAGCGACGGCCUGGCUAUCGGAGCUGCUUUCACUGAGGGUCUGUCCAGCGGUCUCAGCACAUCAUUGGCUGUUUUCUGCCACGAGCUUCCUCACGAGUUAGGUGACUUUGCGGUGCUCCUGAAGGCUGGCAUGACGGUGCGUCAGGCCAUUCUUUAUAACGUGCUGUCGGCCAUGAUGGCCUACCUGGGCAUGGUGACCGGUAUCUUGAUCGGACAUUACGCAGACAACAUCUCCAUGUGGAUAUUCGCACUCACAGCCGGACUCUUCAUGUACGUGGCUCUGGUGGACAUGGUGCCCGAGAUGUUGCAUAAUGAUGCCGGGGACCACGGCUUCAGCCACUGGGGCUUUUUCCUGCUCCAGAACGCCGGCAUCCUGCUGGGUUUCUGCAUAAUGCUGCUGAUCGCCAUUUUUGAGCACAAAAUCCAGCUGGACCUGGGGUACUGAAGAUGAAGUGUUCAGUCCUGAGCUCCACGUGCAUUCCAGCGUCUCCGUUAGAAGUGUAGUGUGUUUUUUAUUUGUUGUUCUAGACAGGCCGAGUACAGUCAGCUUGAUUUAGUUCGUGUUUUCCAUAUCAUGUAAGUCGAGGCACCGUUUCUAACACAGAAAUGGAAUGUAACGUAGAAGUCGCCGUGUUGACCCCUCUCUCUGCUCUUUUAGCUUGACGGGAACAGAAGCUACACGUUCAGGAGCUUCUGAGGCUCAAAUGUCUGCUGCUCGAACAGAGAACAGGGGAAAAAAAUAGCUGAGAUAGUGUUUUCAUUUUUUUUUUUACUUCGGUUUAAUAACAGGCAGCAGUUUCUCCCUGUGUCGACAAACUCGUGACCCCAAGUAGGAGAUAAGUCUACAAAACCAACAGUCCCCAGUCGUAAAGGCUCUUGUCACCACAACGCUCAUUUGAUCAUUUUUACUAGUUAGCAGUUCAUUUUUACAACAAAUCCACAAAAGGUGGAAGCAGCAUGAGAAAACUGCACUUCGACCUUUUUUUUCCUUUUCGCCAUCAAUUCCCUUUUUUCCCCCAUUAAGUCUGAUUUUGUCGUAUUUUUUUUUAAUUUAUCUGACUUGUUGGAGGUGUUUCUGCUGCAGAGUCAAACCAGAUCAGUAUUAUACUAGAUACCCAAAGUGCCGAAACAGACCCACUGUUAGUAAAACACCGUACUGGGUAACAAUUUUACAUUUGGAGGUUCCUCCUGUAGGCGCUCAAAAUGGUGUGUUCAAGAGAUUACUUUUGUCCUUGCCAAAAGUAAUCUCUGUAUGCAAUGUUGUUGGCUGUGAUCAACCAUCAUUUUGCAUUGUUGACUAUUCCAUUAAUUGUUUUGUUUUUAAAAUGUCCGAAAACCGUCAAAACUGCGCCUUGUUUCUACCAGAGAAGAGGCUGACCUGUUACAAUCGUUUAUCAGGAAAAGAAAAAUACAAAAUCCUCAAAUGUUACAAGCUGAAACCAGGAAACGUUUGGCAUUUUUGCAUAGAAAAAUAAUUAGCAACUGUUUAUUAUUGUUGCCGAUUCGGUUUCAGCCCUAAUUGUGAUCAGUUCUGAGAGCCACCCCCCCAGUGUGUUCCAUGUGGCUUAUUACAGGAAACAGAAGGCGGGAGUGGUUUGACGUACGCCAUACCACGCCGCUACUGUACGCUGCCCUAAAUUGAAUUCAGUUCAAUUAAAACGUUAUUGGUGCCAUACAGUCCUGCCGGAAGUCACCUACCGACUUCCUCGGCAGAUUAAAAGUCCGUCUCAGGACCUUCUGAGGCUGGUGAACCAGAGCGAGAGUAUGGAGCCAUUCUGUAAAUUUCAGGAGGUAGUUUGGAAAUAGGUGCAAGCGCUACAGAAGAAAUGACAGCAUUUUAUUUAGUCAUCAGACGGAGGAGGAGGAGCGUCACACUGAGAUGUGCCGAGUCCUCGGGUGCUUAUGGGAAAUAUAAUGUUACAUGUUCUGAAACCUGGACUUGGUGCUGUGGCUCUAAAUCAGCAGGAUAUCCGUCCAUCAGAUGAAGCUGAGUUCAACCUGAUGAAGGAAAAGGUUUCAUAGACCUUAUUGGUUGAUAAUUAACACUCACCGUUGCUGUAACUCUUUGAAUGCUUUGAAAGUUCGUUGGGGUUUUUGUUGGCCGAGAGCUCCUUAAAGGGUUACUAUCAUGUUCUCUCUUGACGGACAAUUCAAAAAUGCCUAAAAUGAAAUCGAAAAAAAAGGACAAAAAGACGCAGCUGUCCGGUUGUCCAGACCACGACAAGGCUUUAGGCUCUAGAUAGAUGACAUCAGUGUUAUCCUUUGAAUAAAGCCCCAGUGUUCGCCGGGAAUGAAACAAAAACUCUGUCAGCCGCGUGUCAAAAAGUGAACUGAAAUAGAUUUUGUGUCAAAUUUCGUUUGUUACAUGUUAAAGUUUGAUUUGAAAGAGCGUUCGCCUGUCAAACAUUCAGUCUCUGCUGUUUAGGAGACGUGUCUGGGCCAAAAUUUCUUUUCUUAAUCUUUCUGAAAUGUGAUAAAAACAAGGAUCCAAGAAACAAAACUGAACCUAGAUGGGUUUGGAUUUGCCCUCUAGUGGGUGCUAUUGUCAAAUCACAGUCUGAUUCUGACAGUUCUGACCUGUACACGUGGAGCUGAACAGGGUCUAAAUUCCUUUUUUUUCUAAUUUUCAGAUUUUUGUAAUUUUUUUUUUGUAAUUUUAAAUACAGAUAAUCCAAAUUUUGACAUGAUGCGCUUAAAUUAACACCACCUUUGCUCAUUU